This is a messenger RNA of Octopus bimaculoides (California two-spot octopus), 5337 nucleotides long. RefSeq names its product GPI ethanolamine phosphate transferase 3, catalytic subunit. Gene Ontology annotation, biological process: GPI anchor biosynthetic process. The record is from RefSeq and is a predicted model, not a curated record. NCBI's taxonomy places the organism in Eukaryota, Metazoa, Mollusca, Cephalopoda, Octopoda, Octopodidae. Gene Ontology annotation, molecular function: mannose-ethanolamine phosphotransferase activity. Gene Ontology annotation, cellular component: endoplasmic reticulum membrane.
CCACUUCCUCCCACGCCAGCGAAACUUCCGGCAUGUACAGGACGUUUAUUUGUUUUUUUAAACUUUCUUAAAUUGAUUAUUGUAAUUAACUACAAUUUCAGCUACGAUGUAUGUCGGUGAGCAUCUCUGUACAAUGAGGAACAGUUAACUAGUUUUCUCUUUAGAAAUCUACAAGAAAUCAGUAAUUCCUAUGUUUGUGUUUCCAUCAUUAAUUAAUGUUUAUUUUAUAAUGUUUCCCAAGGCGACAACCUUCACCGACAAAUUCCCGUGGAAUUUCUCUUAUGUUUCUCGUUAUUUUUUCAUGCAUAGACUAUGACAUUUAGCUGUAAUUACCUAGCAGAUUAUACACCAAUUAGCUGUUUUAUAUUGUUGCACAUUUGGGCCAUUUUUCACAAUUAUUCGUUAUUUUAAAGUCAUUAAACAAUACAUUCAUUUAACAUAUUUUGGAUGUGUAUUAGUUUGCCGGUCUUAACUAGAUAGACACUUAAACCACUUCUAAGUUAUUUCACAUACCAUAUACUGAUUAUUUAUUGAGUUUAGUUAUAUAUUUAUUGCUAGCCUAUAUUCUUAUAUUCAAGUUUUAGCUGUAACAGACAUCAGACCAGUUGAUUGUGUUUGCGUCUUUAACAAAAUGAUUCUGGGCAUGUGUCGUCUGUUUUGCCUUCUGUUGGUCUUAACAUUUCUUUAUGCGUUAGCCGUGUAUAUCUUUGCUCAGGGUUUUCUGUUGAAACGUACCGUAUUACCAGAAAAAAGUCAAUGUAAUGUCAACUUUGCGACUGUAUUGGAAAGACACGGAGAGCAGGGAUGCUGGAUGCACGGACGUUUUCGACGAGCUAUCAUCAUCAUUAUCGAUGGCUUGCGGUAUGAUUUCCUCGUCCCCAAUAAUACAGCUAAAACAAAUAUGUUGCCUUAUAUUAACAAAUUAACAGUUGUACAUGAUAAAUAUAACCAAGAGAAAGAUCGUGCAAUGUUGUAUAAAUUUAUAGCUGACCCUCCUACAACGACCAUGCAACGACUGACUGGACUUACGACCGGUAGCCUUCCUACAUUUAUCGAAGCUGGGUCGAAUUUCCGUUCUACUGAAAUUACAGAAGAUAACAUUAUCGAUCAAUUAGUUGCUCAGAAGAAGAAGAUCAAAUUCCUCGGAGAUGAUACAUGGAUGGGACUUUUUCCUGGGAGGUUUACUAAAUCUUUUGCAUUUCCUUCUUUCAAUGUUAAAGAUUUACACAGUGUAGAUAAUGGGAUUAUAAGUCAUCUCUCAUCAGAGCUUGCCAAGUCCGACUGGCAUGUUUCGAUUGCUCAUUUCCUUGGUGUUGACCACUGCGGACAUCGUUUUGGACCAAACCAUACAGCUAUGGCCGAGAAACUAUCACAAAUGAACGAAAUGCUUGAUUCUGUCAUGAAACUGAUGAAAGAUGAUACAAUAUUGUUUUUGUUUGGAGAUCAUGGCAUGACUGACACGGGCGACCAUGGCGGUGACAGUAAAGAUGAAAUAGAGUCUGGUUUAUUUAUAUACAGUCCAUCACGUUUAAGAUAUCCACCAUCAAAGACUUCAACUUCGGCAAUUCCAAGCAUCGCUCAAAUUGACAUCGUUCCAACUCUGUCUCUCCUGUUAGGUGUUCCAAUUCCUUUCUCAAAUGUCGGGAUGGUCAUUAAUGAGCUCUUCUCUUUCUGCCCGUGGUGGGAUACUUAUAGCGAUGCCAAACAGCUCUACCACAACAUAAAAGCACUUCGACUGAAUGCACACCAACUCGACCAAUAUUCUCAGAUUUAUUCACAAACUUCUGGAGAACCGCUGCUAAAAAACAAGUUUUUACAGCUUCACCAAAAGUUUGAGAAGGCAGAAAAAGAAUUCAGCCAGUUUGUAACAGAAAUGGUGAAAUCUGAAGACAUGGCUACUGACAGUCAAUGGUUGGCACGUCUAAAAAAUAAUUAUGUCGCAUUCAUUUCUGAAACUAAAGAGAUGUGCCAAGAUUCUUGGGCUAAGUUUGAUACCACACAGAUUCUACUUGGCUUUUUUGUUAUGUACUUUGCCAUUUUUGUAAAUAUCUAUUUCUUAAAACUACCUUUUCUCAGAGAUACUUCUUACCCCAAAUCUGUCGUCUUUCUGCUGGCUGGCAUAUUUAUAAUUUCUAUUUUAUGUAUUCUUCAAUCUCUAUAUUUCAAAGACAGCUCUGUGUUGAAUAUUCCUUCCAUAAUGAUUAUAUUCGAUGUUGCUAUUCUUGCACCAGUUAUUUACUUUGUUAUCACUAAAAGCAAACUGCCUACUCUAUCUUCUCUCAAAAAAACAUUCAGUUUGCGUAAAUAUGAUCUUGUCACUAACUGUUCCUGUUUAACGACCAUUAUCUAUAUUGCUGCCUUCUUUUCUAAUAGUUAUGUUGUUUAUGAGGAUUGUGUUGUUACAUUUUUAAUUCUUAGUCACCUCUGUUGUUACUUUGUCCAACUCUUAAGAAAAAUGCUUCAUGACAAGAUGGCCCAUCAUCGAGAUGGACCGAGUAAGCGCAGUAAGUCUGUGAGCAAGUUUGACAUUGGUUAUAUCUUCAUCCAUCCAGCAUUCAUUAUCUUUCUUCUAGUUUUACUGUUCUGUCUUGUCUUGAGAUUCUCCAUAUCUUUCCGCACGUGUCGGGAAGAGCAAUGGACUUGUAUUCAUUCAAUAUUUACUUUCCCCCUGUCAAACCUCUCAGACAGCGAAAGCAAAAAUUUACGUUAUUUUUUCAGUGUUGCUUGUAUUAUUACUGUCAUUGUUGUAUCUCAUCAGUGGUUACGCUUCUAUGGAAACCUAAACAGCAACAUAACCACUGUCUUAUUUUAUAAAUAUGGAUUCCCAGCUGCAACCAUUUGUAUUGGAUUACAUUGGGCCGUUCAAGGUCUCCCAGCUAAAGAACUUGACAGUCUACCCUACAUACACCAUGUCUUUCUGGCAAGAUUAGCUUAUGCACUCCUCAUAUUAUCCAUGUUGUCUUUUAUAAUCAACCCAUUAUGUGUUCAUCUUGUACAAACCAACAGGAAGCGGUUGAAUAUUCCUUCUUGGCGUGCUUCUGUUACUGAGAUAAUUCCGGAAGUUUUCAAACAGUUACAUAAAAACUGGGGAGAAGAAAAAGAAGAAAACUCUGAAAAGCCUGUAAUUGCUUGUGGACUCGGGACGGUCCAGACUGCCUCCAGUAUUUACUGUGUGACCAUGUGCUCUUUAUUAGUGAGUUUAUUACUUGGUGAUGGUAUGACCCCAAGUAUAUUACUGGCUUUAAUCCUCAUUUGCAUUUUCUUAGAGCUACAUUCCACAUUUUACCACACAUCGGUAAAAUUAGAGAAUGCUGAAGUCUCCUGGACAUCAAUAACCAUGUGGAGUCUGCUGUCAAUAUGUUUCUUCUAUGCCACUGGACAUCAAGCUACAAUCCAAACAAUUCGAUGGGAAUCAGCAUUUGUUGGUUUCUAUGGAGAUUUUACAACUCAUAUUAUUCCAUCAGUUUUGAUCACACUCAACACAUUUGCUGGACCAAUUCUGUUUACUGUAGCGGCACCAUUAUUGCUAUUUUGGCCACACAUUAACAAACCAGCUGCAGAAUAUUUCAGCCACAAGAAGAAAGCUGAAGAGUGGAGAGGAGAUGUGGUAUUGUUUGAGAAGAAUGUUGUGCCUCAGUUGUUAUUCAUGUUGUACACUCGUUUGUUUCUCUUCUCUUCUUUAGCAUUACUUAGCAGUAUGACAGCAGCAGCACUUCAUAGAAGACAUUUAAUGGUUUGGAAGAUAUUUGCUCCUCGGUUUAUAUUUGCUGCUGCAAUGUCUGGAGUCACCUUUUUAACUGGUUUAAUUACCUUCCUGUUGAUGAUUCGUGUACAAGCUGCUCUGUCGCGUUGGUUUUAUAAACUAGCUGAAUCUUAUGGCCAAUCUCAGUCUUGACGAUGAUGGUGCUCUUUAAGGAAAAACUACUUUGUAGACUUUUAGAGUUGUAUUUGUUUAGCAGGUGGCUUCAUCUGGGAUGGUGUGAUGAAAUUGAACUAACUAUAUUGUAGCAGAACCAUUUACUAACACACAAAGCUGUUAAAUUAAUUUUAAAUUUAACCCUUCAAAAUUUAAGCCAGUCAUAUCUGGCUCAAAUAUUCUACCUGUUUAUGUUCAAACUGGCUAGAUCCAACUUCUCACAUAAACCCUACAAUGUCAUUCUAAAAAUAUAGAACCAUAUCAUUGAAAUCUCAAAGCUAUGACUUGUUGCAUGUUUAAUUCAAAACAAUGUGAAUAAAGAAGUAUUAUGCUUGACAGAGUAAUCCGAAUACUAAAGGUUUGAAUUUAUUUCAUCACACAAAUACAACCUUGUCAUUGAUACAGUUCUAUGAAGAUGCAAUAGAACAGGAACAAUGAGCAAGUUACUACUUGCUCGUUUGAUACUGCAUUAAAUAAAUUUAAAACAAAUUUAACAGCUUUGCAUGUUAUUAAUUAGUUCUGCCAUGGUGUAGUUGCUUCAUAGAGAAUUUAUUUUAAAGCUUCCAUAUUUGAAAUGUUCCAUUUAUUUUUACCUUUGGAUUGUUUAUAUUUUAAGAGGCAUUAUUGCCAUCAACAAUCAGAUUUUUAAGAAAUUAACAAAAAAGAAACAAAAAAAAAAAAGAUAUAGGAACUCAGUUUUUAAAUGAGUACAUUACAGUCAACAAAAAUAUUGAAAAACCACUAUUACAUCAAAUAAAGGCAGUGAGCUGGCAGAACUGUUAGCAUGCCGGGCGAAAUGCUAAGCAGUAUUUCGUUUGCUGCUAUGUUCUGAGUUCAAAUUCCACCAAGGUAGACUUUGCCUUUCAUCCUUUCGGGGUCGAUAAAUUAAAUACCAGUUGAGUACUGGGGUCAAUGUAAUCGAUUUACUCCUCCUCUCAAAAUUUCAGGCCUUGUACGUAUAGCAGAAAGGAUUAUUACAUCAAAUAUAUUUUUAAAAUACAGUUUCUCAGUGCUAUUAGAAUUCACGUGAUUCACUCUUUAUGUGGUUUUAAUAAGCUGUUAUUUUGUAAUGACAAUAAUAGUAAUAAUAACCAGAUAUUGAAUUCAUAUAUAAAAUGUAUAUAGAAUAUUAGUUCACUAGUAACAUAUAAUUGUACAUGUUACAUCUUCAAAGUGCAUUUGGAUGCAUAAACAUUCGUGUUAUAAUAAAAAUUAUUAUUUUUAUCCAUUUCUGUUUCAUGUAUGUUUGUUCGAUGAAGGAAUGUUUGAACAUCAUUAAUAAAAUAUUUGUUAUGUUUUCAAACUAUCUUUUACAUUUCAACUUGUGUGUUUACUUUCUGCUUAUUUUUUUAAAGUUCAUUUAACUGAAAUAUUAUGAUGAACUGCAGAUAAGAUAAUUAAAAUUAAUUAUAUUAAACAGU